Trichogramma pretiosum is the source of this 875-nucleotide messenger RNA. RefSeq names its product electron transfer flavoprotein regulatory factor 1 (gene osi). Gene Ontology annotation, cellular component: mitochondrion. The record is from RefSeq and is a predicted model, not a curated record. The transcript has 2 exons. Bases 557 to 814 code for a protein of 85 amino acids. Gene Ontology annotation, biological process: respiratory electron transport chain. Lineage: Eukaryota; Metazoa; Arthropoda; Insecta; Hymenoptera; Trichogrammatidae.
UUAAGUUGAUACGCGUAAGGUAACGCCGCUGCCGGCAAAUCGGUGAAAUUGUUAACUAAGUUUUCAACUUUUAUACAUACAACAUCACAAUCACUUCACUUGAAAAUGAAAUUUUUAUGCGAAAAACGCAAUUUACGCUUUAAAUUAUCGAGCAAAGUUGAAAAUAUAAUUGUAACGUUGUUAAAUAGAAAACAAAAACGAAUCAAUCAAUAAUCGCAUUGCAGUGAAACAAAAAAAUGAUGGAAAAUUAAAUUUAUCGAUGAAAAAAAAAAUUGAAUACGUUUUAUGAAUGUAAUAGAAAUGAUGAUUUCAUUGACUUUUAAAGCCCGCACAGCACAGCUGAUCAAAAUGAUUUUACGUAAUUACAAUAUUUUAUGUGUAUAAACUGUCUCUGUUGAGUUUGCAUAAUUCAUGGAUGAGUAUAAGAUACCGAUUGAUUAUUACAGUUUGUUACUAAAUCGUCGCGGACGGAGGGUAUGAUUUUCUCUAAUAAAAAUAAUCGCAGCUAAAAGACUUUGGUUUAAAAAAAGGAUAAACCUGUUGAUAUGAAAGUUCAAUGGCUUUAAGAAGCAAAGUUAUUAAUCUGUACAAAACCCUACUCUACAUGGGUCGAGAUUAUCCCCAGGGCUACGAUUAUUUUCGAGACAAGCUAAGAAAAGCUUUCGAUAAGAAUCGCCACGAAACUGACCCAACUCAAAUAAAAAAGAUGAUAGUUCAUGGUAACUAUGUCAUAAGGGAGCUGCAAGCUCUUUAUAUGUUGAAGAAGUACCGAACGAUGAAAAAAAGAUAUUAUGACGAAUCGCCGAAAUUAUGAGAGCGUAAAUAAAAUUCGGAAAAUUUGUGAUAAUUUUACCGCAAGGAAUUUGACGAUUGAA